Messenger RNA from Ruditapes philippinarum (Manila clam), 2438 nucleotides. RefSeq lists its product as uncharacterized. The transcript is spliced from 2 exons. The record is from RefSeq and is a predicted model, not a curated record. Gene Ontology annotation, molecular function: zinc ion binding. Bases 230 to 1921 code for a protein of 563 amino acids. Lineage: Eukaryota; Metazoa; Mollusca; Bivalvia; Venerida; Veneridae.
AAAGUAGGUCAAAUCAUUUAGACAUUAUUUAGCAAUAGGAGAGGAUUUAUAUCAAUGAAAAAAAAAAUGUAGAAAUUGAUAUUUUUCCAGGAGUACAAUGUAGAAGAUUCUUAAGGCUUUCAGUUAUCUUAAUUAUAGAGUUAAAAUAACUGUGAAAGAAAUAGAGACAUUUUUAUCGAUUAUACUAUGUAAAUAGAUCAACUAACAAACAUAGUCAGGAAAAGAGAAAAUGGCUACAGGUCGACAAAUUGAUUCGGAUAAUCUUUCGGAUGAAAUAUUUGACGUAUUAUGUUCAAUGUGUAGAAAUGAAGGCAGGAACACUGAAGGUGAAAAAUACUGUGUAGAUUGUCACGAUUAUUUUUGUGUUAGUUGUGUCAAAGUUCACAGUAAAGUGCCUUUAUGUGCUGGUCACAAGGUAUUGGAUAAAUCUCAAGUCAAGUCAGGAACCAGUAAAGCUUUGCCAAGGGCACCAGCAGAGAGAUGUGACAGACACAGUCAUAAACACAUUGAUAUGUACUGUCAGAACCAUGAUAAUGUUGGCUGUUCUACAUGUAUGGCAGUUGAUCACAGAUUAUGUAAGGACACAUUCUACAUACCAGAAUUUAUCCAAAACAAUACUUACCAAGUAGAAUCGAGAGACAUUCAAACAAAACUCAAGGAAAUAGGCAAGACCCUUGAAAAACAAGCAGAUAGAUUUAAACAGGAUAAACAAAGGCUAUUAAAGAGGAAAGUAGAAAUACUGGCUGAUAUCAGAAAAUUCAGACAAGAGAUCAAUGACCAUCUUGACAAGCUGGAGAAAAGUUCUAUUGAUGAGAUAGAAAGUAAAGUCAAAUGUCUUGAAGACAAAAUCGAGGAUAGCUUAAAACAGCUACAAGCAAAUAAGUCCAGGAUUAGAUCAGCUAAUAAUAAGUUAACAUCUACAAACACAAAUUAUUCUGAAGUGUUUGUUUAUGUGAAGAUGGGAGAAGAUGCUGCAAAUGUUGCCACCAAAUAUAUGGAACAUGCGAAAAUAAAAAGUACAGUAGGAAACAUAGAGUUUCAACCUGACAGAACAAUUCUUACACAGUUAGAACAAAAGAAAACCAUAGGCACACUAUCAGAGAAACCUACAAAGACUGCUGACAAUUUAUUUCAGAUUAAAGGAAAUCAAUCAUAUGAUGUAAAAGUUAAUUCGGAUGAAAAUGUUUGUUAUAUCAAGAGUGCCUGCUGUAUGGAAGAUGAUACAAUAAUUCUUGCUGAUUACAACAACAUGAAACUUAAACGUUUACAUAGUUACAACUAUACUGUCACAGACUACUGUGAUCUACCUGGAAAUCCAUGGCAUGUAUGUAUGAUCAAUAACACACAAGUAGCAGUUACUGUUCCAUACAAACAGGAAGUUCAUUUCAUUUCUCUAGAAAGAAAUAUGAAAACAACAAACAAGAUUAACACAGAUUUUCCAUGUUAUGGCCUUGCAUAUGCAAACAAUAAUUUAUAUAUUUCAGAUAGGAGCACAUCAGUAUAUAUGUAUACAUUGUCAGGUAGGAAACUUAAUCAGUUCAGCAAGGAUCAAUCAGGACAUAAGUUGUUCUCUUACAUGUAUAGUUUAGCUGUUAGUAAGGAUGCCAAUAGGAUUUAUGUUGCUGACAGCAAUAAUGGACUGAUAGUACUGGACAACAAUGGUCUGGUUAUUACAACAUUUAAUGAUGGGCAAUUAAAGGGGGCUAAAUGUUGUUACCUCACUGAAGCAGGCAGUUUGCUGGUAUCUGGAUAUGACUCCAAUAAUGUUUUACAGUUUACAUGUGAUGGUGAGCUGAUAGGAGAGGUUACUAAAGCUGGUAGUGAAAAAAUGGGAAUUAUAUCAGUCUGUUGUAAUCAACAAAUGACAAAGAUGUGUAUUAGUAGAUAUACAGAUGACAACAUUGAAGUGUUUGACAUCUAAUCAGUAAAACAAAUGAUUCACAAAAGAAAAAUAAACAUGUUUUUAAAUAUAUGCCUUUCUCUCAAAAUGUAUGCAAAGAGUGUAACAUGUUUUAUUUAUUAUAGGUGAUAAUUUCUUUUGGAAUAUCCAUUUUUGAAUGCAUCUGGUUUAAUUAUUAUUUGUUAUAUUACAAAAAAACAACUACUGAAUUGUGUGAACAAUAUGAAAGAAUCAUAUCAUAAGAAUAUUUGGCAAGCAUAGUAUUGUUUAGUUUAACAAGUUCUAUAAAUUUAGAAAUAAACACAAAAUAAUAAAUUUUUCUUUAUAACAUGCUAAAAAUAAAAAUGAUAUACAGUAAAAAGAAAUCAUUCUUUUCAUUGAUGCAUAUAUACAUGUAGUGCAAUACUAAUAAUUAGCCUAUUUUGAUGUUUGAAGUUAACAAUGAUGUCAUGUUACAUUGUGGUUACACUAUUGUAAUAUUCAUUUUCAUUUAAUGGCUUUUUUAUACUUCUGUGCAUGAAUGAAAUAAAAUUCUAUU